Molecule: messenger RNA, 1182 nt
Organism: Striga hermonthica
Lineage: Eukaryota; Viridiplantae; Streptophyta; Magnoliopsida; Lamiales; Orobanchaceae
Source: the annotation of a GenBank genome assembly
AUGUUAUCUGGGUUGAUGAACUUUUUGAGGGCCUGUUUUCGGCCAAGGGCAGAUCGUUAUGUUCACUCGGGUUCGGAUGCCGGUGGUCGUCAGGAUGGGCUUCUUUGGUAUAAGGAUACAGGACAACAUUUUAAUGGAGAGUUUUCUAUGGCGGUAGUUCAAGCCAACAAUUUACUUGAGGAUCAGAGCCAACUAGAAUCUGGUUGCCUGAGCUUGAAUGAAUCUGGGCCGUAUGGAACUUUUGUGGGGAUUUAUGAUGGGCACGGUGGUCCAGAGACUGCACGGUUUAUUAACGAGCAUCUGUUUCAACAUCUGAAGAGGUUCACUGCAGAACAUCAAUCUAUGUCAGUGGAGGUCAUCAAGAAGGCUUUCCAAGCGACGGAAGAUGGAUUUUUCUCGGUUGUGAGCAGACAAUGGCCUAUGAAACCGCAAAUUGCAGCCGUUGGAUCUUGCUGCCUUGUAGGAAUUAUCUGCGGUGGGACCCUCUAUAUCGCUAACCUUGGUGAUUCACGCGCUGUUUUGGGGAGACUUGUUAAAGCGACGGGGGAAGUGCUUGCUGUUCAGCUCUCGGCAGAGCAUAAUGCGAGCAUAGAGUCUGUUAGACAGGAACUUCAGUCUCUACACCCUGAUGACCCACAUAUUGUAGUUCUAAAGCAUAAUGUGUGGCGUGUGAAAGGACUUAUACAGAUCUCGAGAUCAAUUGGAGACGUGUACCUGAAAAAGGCUGAAUUCAACAGGGAGCCGUUAUAUCAGAGAUUCAGACUUCGCGAACCUUUCAAAAGACCAAUCUUAAGUGCAGAACCAGCGAUUUUGGAGCACCAAUUGCAGCCUCAUGAUCAGUUCAUCAUAUUUGCAUCAGAUGGCCUCUGGGAGCACUUUACCAACCAAGAAGCAGUUGAUCUCGUCCAAAAUAGUCCACGCAAUGGAAGCGCCAGAAGAUUGGUAAAAGCCGCACUACAGGAGGCGGCAAAGAAGAGGGAGAUGAGGUACUCGGACCUGAAGAAGAUCGACCGUGGGGUCCGCCGGCAUUUCCACGACGACAUGACGGUUGUGGUGGUUUUUCUCGACUCGCACCUCGUGAGCAGGGCUAGCUCGGUCAAGAGCCCCACAGUGUCCGUGAAGGGAGGUGGAGUCACACUGCCUACAAACUUUCUAGCGCCAACCGAACCUUCUGCCACCUGA